AUGGCCUUGGCUAUAACCCCGCAGCUACAGGCCGGCCACCCAGCAGGCCACCUAGCAGGCCACCUAGCAGGCCACCUAGCAGGCCACCUAGCAGGCUACCCAGCAGGCCACCCUGGCAUUCUCAAGGCGUGGGCCAGCCGCUCUCGCGCGACACCGUCCAAGGCCGUGCAAGCGAAGCUGCUAGACGCUGCUGCAGACAAGAGCCAACAAGUUUCGACGAUUGUUAACUCCUCGGACGCGGCGACGGCCAAGAGGCAACUGGACGCGACACCCGAGAGCGAUCCGUUGCCGGCCAAGAGGGCCCGGUGGACGCCAACCGACGCACAAGAGCCUGUUUUCAAGCAGACGGACAAAACGACUCUGCAACAGCUAGAGCCUAGGCGGCCAUACGCCUCAUUCCUUAACGACUUGGUCGACCUAGUCCACCAGCACCCCCGUCCACAGUCUCUUUACACCUUUGUAUCCGACUGGCUCGAACGACGACCCUGUUUCGAGGCAGCUCACGAGAUCGGCGCCCUAGAUGGCUUACACACGAGAUGCCCAUGGUUUUGCGGUGCCGCCGACGCCGUCUUUUAUUGGAUCUCGCUCGUCCCGAACCGAUCCGGACGAAGACCAACAACCUACGAUUUAAUCAUAUUCAUGUUCGACACGCUACUUCUCCGCUACCGGUCAUCGUAUCCGAACACAUCGAUUCACUUGGCGCUCAGCGGGACUCCCCUGGGCUCUCAGGGAUGUGAUGAGGACCAGGUCACCAAGUUCCUUGAUGAUACAAUAUUCCCCGAUCCCGAAGUCGACACCACAUAUGGGACUGCGGGAUUGCCAGACAAGCUCUAUGGAUACUCGGAGAGGACCAUGGGAGGGGCUUUUACCCAACCGCGGCUCCUGGCCCAGACCGUACUCGAUUCACGAAACCCGGACUAUCCGACUGCCACGUCGCGAGGCCUCCGGUUUCCCUUCUUCGCCAUAGAGUUUAAGGCCGCCGGAGGUACGCGAGGUGAACUCUGGGUCGCCACAAAUCAAUGUGCGGGUGCUUCAUCAGCAUGCCUCAACGCUGUCAGCCAACUCAACACGGCACUUCAAACGUGUCAAAGCACACAAUGCGUCGACGACUUAUCCUACUGCAUUUCUGUAGACAACAAAUUGGCCGAAUUGUACAUCUCAUGGAAAGAAGACAAUCUGAGCUAUUACCUUCAGCAGGUUGACACCUUCGUCCUCUCACGCCCCGAAGAGUUCAAGACCUUUCGCAGUCAUGUGCGAAACAUUCUUGAUUGGGGAAAGGACGCGCGCCUGAAGCAGAUUAGGAACGCCUUGGAUAUCCUGUGGAAAGAGGCGCCAAUCCUCAUGGCGCGGAAACAGCGGCAGAUCCGACAGCGCGCCAGGACAAAGCAACGGAGCAGGGGAGCCGCAAUGGGAAUGGGAUGGGACAAUCAGGCGUUACUUUCAUAG
Hirsutella rhossiliensis is the source of this 1446-nucleotide messenger RNA. RefSeq lists its product as uncharacterized. The coding region runs from base 1 to 1446 and encodes 481 amino acids. The record is from RefSeq and is a predicted model, not a curated record. The transcript is spliced from 11 exons. NCBI's taxonomy places the organism in Eukaryota, Fungi, Ascomycota, Sordariomycetes, Hypocreales, Ophiocordycipitaceae.